This is a messenger RNA of Acipenser ruthenus (sterlet), 8543 nucleotides long. RefSeq names its product phospholipid-transporting ATPase ABCA1-like. Gene Ontology annotation, cellular component: membrane; intracellular membrane-bounded organelle. Lineage: Eukaryota; Metazoa; Chordata; Actinopteri; Acipenseriformes; Acipenseridae. The record is from RefSeq and is a predicted model, not a curated record. Gene Ontology annotation, molecular function: ATP hydrolysis activity; ABC-type transporter activity; lipid carrier activity. Gene Ontology annotation, biological process: lipid transport; transmembrane transport. The transcript has 50 exons. The coding region runs from base 218 to 6991 and encodes 2257 amino acids.
GCGGCUGGAGAUGGGCGUGGAAAAGGCGAGCUGAUGAAAAUACUGUCAAGCCGGGGCUUCUACAGAAAGCUUGGGAGAGAGAAGCGGCGUAGUUACGGGUCAUGUAAUCUGUCAAGCGGAAUCGUGGAUUCCUGUACACACGUAGUUUGCAAAAAGGCUGCAGUGGGUACUCCUGCAGAGUGCUAUGGAGAGAUAGCCCAGACCCCUCCUUGACAUCAUGGGCUUCUGGAUACAGCUGGGGCUCCUGCUGUGGAAGAACUUCACCUAUCGCAGGCGGCAGACUAUCCAGCUGGGGAUUGAGCUGCUCUGGCCCCUGUUUCUCUUCUUCAUUCUCAUCUCUGUGCGCUGGUCACACCCUCCAUUUGAGCAGAGUGAAUGUCACUUCCCAAACAAGCCCCUACCCUCGGCUGGCACCCUUCCCUGGAUCCAGGGGAUCAUUUGCAAUGUGAACAACCCCUGCUUCCGCUACCCCACACCUGGAGAGACCCCUGGCCUGGUGGGCAACUUCAACAGCUCCAUACUCUCUCGUCUUCUUGCUGACACGCAGAAGAUCCUCUCCCACUCCAGCAGCCAAUCAUUGCCCGGGGAAUUCCAGCAGCUCCUAUUGGCUCUCCGCAGCCUGAGAGAGAGAAGAGAGGCCUGGCCAAAGUCGUCUGUGAGAGAGUUCCUCCGACAGAACGAAACCUUCUCCCAGUUCCUGUUGGUUAAUGCCAGCCUCCCUCAGAAUGUGGUUGACCAGUUGCUGAAGGCGCAGCUGAACCUGCAAGUGGUGUCCCUGGCCGGCUCAGGCCUGCGUCUCCAGGAGAUUGUGUGCAAUGCUUCCCUGCUCAGCGAGUACCUGCUCCCUGCUGACGGAGCGCCUCUGUCCCUUCUGCAGCCCAGCCUGUGUGCUGUGCCCGCCUCCACACUGCAGACGGCAGAGCGGGUCUUUCUGUCUCAGCUCGACUACAGCCGGCUGCUCACCGAGAGACUGAGCUCCGAUACUGGGAGCCUCCUGGAAGUGACAGAAGCUGUGAACUCCUUCACUGAGGGAUUGGGGGCCAUUCUGUUAGAGUUGUCGGCGCGGAGCAGUUUCUCCCAGUUGAGUGAGGAGCUGAGCAGGCUGUCUCGAGGGAGCACCACCGGCUCUCCGCGUGACCAGUUCAGAGCGGUGUCCCGCAUCGUGUGUGGACACCCCGAGGGGGGAGGGGAGCGCAUCCCCUCACUGAACUGGUACGAGGACAACGACAUCAAGGCCUUCCUGGGACGCAAUGACACUGAAGAGAGAGAGGUGCAGCUAGACAAUAACACCACCCCGUACUGCAGGGAUCUGAUCCGCGGCCUGGAGUCGAACCCGCUCUCCCGUAUCAUCUGGCGUGGGAUCAAACCUCUGUUCAUUGGGAAGCUGCUGUACACACCUGACACGCCAGCCACACGCAGCAUCAUGAAAGAGGUUAACCGGACGUUCGAGGACCUGUCGGUGCUGGAGGAGGUGAGAGGGGCUUGGCAGGAGCUUGGACCACGAAUCAGGACCUUUAUGGAGAGCAGCCUGGAGAUCCAAAUGCUACAGGACCUGUUGAAGACCCCAGAGGUCGCUGGCCUUGUUGACCUUCGCCUUGCGGACACUUCCUGGACUGCGGCCCGCAUUGCCCACUUCCUGUCCACUAGGCCCCCUGAGGCUGGUUCCAACUCUACCUGGAGAGACACGUACCGGGAGGUGGACGAGAUAGUGACCACUCUCUCCCAGUUUAUCCAGUGCGUGUCCCUCAAUAAGCUGGAGGCCGUCCCCACAGAGGAGCGACUGGUGUCCCGGGCCCUGGAGCUGCUCGAGGAGAGGCAGUUCUGGGCGGGGAUCGUCUUCCAGCUACAGGACGUCCCGCCCCCAAACCUGCCGCCCCACCUCACCUACAAGAUCCGCAUGGACAUCGAUGACGUCACUCGAACCAACAAGAUCAAAGACCGGUUCUGGGACCCCGGGCCGGCAGCGGACCCCUUCAGUGACCUGCGCUAUGUGUGGGGGGGCUUUGUGUAUGUGCAGGACCUGGUGGAGCAGGCUGUGACGAGGGUCCUGAGCGGGGGCCGGGCCCCUCGCACUGGGCUGUACCUGCAGCAGAUGCCCUAUCCCUGCUACGUGGAUGAUGUGUUCCUGCGGGUGCUGAACCGCUCGCUGCCCCUCUUCAUGACCUUGGCCUGGAUCUACUCGGUGGCCAUGAUCAUCAAGGGUGUGGUGCACGAGAAGGAGGCACGACUCAAAGAGACCAUGAGGAUCAUGGGCCUGAGCAACGGUACUCUGUGGAUCAGCUGGUUCAUCAGCAGCCUCCUGCCCUUCCUGGUCAGCGCAGCCUUACUCAUUCUCAUUCUCAAGCGAGGAGACAUUCUGCCCUACAGUGACCCUGCAGUGAUCUUCCUCUUCCUGGCGACCUUCGCCACGGCGACCAUCCUGCAGUGCUUCCUGAUCAGCACGCUGUUCUCGCGAGCAAACCUGGCGGCGGCAUGCGGUGGGAUCAUCUACUUCUCCCUGUACCUGCCCUACGUGCUGUGUGUGGCCUGGAGGGACCACGUCACCUUCACAAUGAGGAUAUUCGCUAGCCUGCUAUCUCCUGUAGCCUUCGGGUUUGGCUGUGAGUAUUUCUCUCUGUACGAGGAGCAGGGCGUGGGUAUCCAGUGGUCUAAUCUGGGUUCCAGCCCUGUCGAGGGGGAUCGCUACAGCUUCAGCACCUCCAUCCUGCUCCUGCUGGUGGACGCAGUGAUCUACGGCCUGGCUACCUGCUACAUAGAGGCUGUCUUCCCGGGUCAGUUUGGGAUUCCGAAGCCCUGGAAUUUCCUGUUUCUCCGGAGUUACUGGUUCGGGGAGUCUCUCUCGGAUGUUCCCCUGUCAAUUCCACCCACCAACAAGGAAGAAGUGUGUCUGGAGGCUGAGCCAAGUCACCUCCCCCUGGGAGUGUCCAUCCAGAACCUGGUGAAGGUGUACAGCUCCGGGGCCAAGCUGGCCGUCAACGGGCUGAACCUCAACUUCUACCAGGGCCAGAUCACCUCCUUCCUGGGGCACAACGGGGCAGGCAAGACCACCACCAUGUCCAUCCUCACUGGAUUGUUCCCCCCCUCUGCUGGGACGGCCUAUAUCCAGGGAAAGGACAUCCGCACGGAAAUGGACUCCAUCCGGAAAACCCUGGGAAUGUGCCCUCAGCACAACGUCCUCUUUGACAUUCUGACCGUGGAGGAGCAUGUCUGGUUUUACGGGCGUCUGAAGGGCCUCACAGAGGAGGAGGUGACGGCAGAGCUGGGGCGCAUGCUGGAGGAUGUGGGGCUCCCUCACAAGCGCAGGGAGCAGACCAAGAACCUCUCAGGUGGCAUGCAGAGGAAGCUGUCGGUAGCCAUUGCCUUCAUUGGGGGGUCCAAGGUGGUCAUCCUGGACGAGCCCACGGCUGGGGUGGACCCUUACUCUCGCAGGGGCAUAUGGGACCUGCUGCUCAAGUACCGCAAGGAGCGCACCAUCAUACUCUCGACUCACUACAUGGAUGAGGCGGACCUGCUUGGGGAUCGCAUCGCUAUCAUCUCCCAGGGACGCCUGUGCUGCUGUGGCUCUCCCCUCUUCCUGAAGACCCAGCUGGGGAUGGGAUACUACCUGACCGCUGUGAAGAGAGACUCGGAGACGAGACCCCCAAACAGUGCCAGCGCUGGGAGCAUCGCCCUCGCCAGGGGGAAGAAGGGUGACGGUGAGUCUGACAGGAGUUCAGACACAGGACUGGGCAGUGAGCAGUGCAGUGAGAUCAGCUCAGCUGAUGUGCCAGGCCUGUCUGCUCUGGUGCGGCGCUGGGUGCCGGGGGCUCGGCUGGUUGAGGAUGUGGGCAGGGAGGUGGUGUUUAAUGUCCCGUACAGAGCGGCCCGGGAUGGCAGCCUGGCAGACCUGCUGAGAGAGCUGGACUGCAGGCAGGGAGAGCUGGGCGUGUCCAGCUACGGGGUCUCCGACACCAGCCUGGAGGAGGUCUUCCUUAAGGUGGCGGAGGAGACCGGGGUGGAUGCAGACCCUGCAGACGAGGUGCUCCCGGAGCAGAGAGACCACGUCCCGGCAGACCCCCUGGAGACGGACAGCGACACUGGAAAGAAAGUGCCACGCAAACAAGAGGCACAGGAGACAGACCUCCUGAGCAGGGAGGGGAAAGGCUCGGCCCCCCUGCUCGGCUGGGCUCUGACCCUGCAGCAGCUGCGCGCUCUCUUCAUCAAGAGGCUCCUGUACGCCCGCCGCAGCCGACGAGGAUUCCUCGCCCAGAUCGUUCUGCCAGCUGUGUUUGUGUGCGUCGCCCUGCUCUUCACCCUCAUUGUCCCCCCGUUUGGGAAGUACCCCCCUCUGGAGCUGCAGCCCUGGAUGUAUGGAGAUCAGUUCACCUUCUUCAGUGAUGACGCCCCAGAGGACCCAGGCAGUGGAGCCCUGCUCAGCGCCCUGCUAGGCUCGCCCGGGUUUGGAACCAGGUGCAUGGCAGGGAAGGAGAGGGAGAGGGGGGAGUCUGAGUGUGAGGGUGGAGUGGGAGAGUUUGUCAUACCUCCUGUCCCUCCCUCUGUCAUGGAGCUGCUCAGCACAGGAAACUGGAGCCUGGACAACCCCUCCCCUUCCUGUGAGUGCAGCUCGGAGGAGACGCGCAGGAUGCUGCCCGAGUGUCCGGAGGGAGCUGGGGGGCUGCCCCCCCCACAGGUCAAAAGGAUCACUGGAGACAUCCUGCAGAACUUGACAGGACGCAACCUCUCAGACUACCUGGUGAAGACCUACUCCCAGAUCCUCAGGAAAAGCUUGAAGACCAAGAAAUGGGUGAAUGAGUUCCGGUACGGUGGAUUCUCACUGGGGGCCCGCAGCUCUCAGGUUCUGCCAUCAGUCCAGCAGGUGAACAAAACCGUGCGAGAGAUCCGGGCUUACCUGCAGCUCACUGAGGGGAGUUCUCUGGACAGACUGCUGGGAAACCUCACCAGGUUCAUAACUGGCCUGGAGACACAGAGCAUUGUGAAGGUUUGGUUCAACAACAAGGGCUGGCACGCCAUGGCAUCCUUCAUUAACAUCAUCAACAACGGGGUGCUGCGAGCUAGCCUGCCCCCUGGCACAGACCCCCGCCUCUACGGGAUAACUGCUCUCAACCACCCCCUGAACCUGACCAGGGAGCAGCUCAGCGAAGUGGCGCUGAUGAACACCUCUGUGGAUGUCCUGGUGUCGAUCUGUGUGAUCUUCGCCAUGUCCUUCGUGCCGGCCAGCUUUGUGCUCUUCCUGAUCGAGGAGCGGGUCAGCAAGGCCAAGCACCUGCAGUUUGUCAGCGGGGUGAAGCCCAUCCUCUACUGGCUGGCCAACUUCUCCUGGGACAUGUGUAAUUACACCGUGCCUGCGACUCUGGUGGUGAUCAUCUUCAUCUGUUUCCAGCAGAAGUCCUACGUGUCUCCCACCAACCUGCCUGCUCUGGUGCUGCUGCUGUUUUUUUAUGGCUGGUCCAUCACUCCUCUGAUGUACCCGGCCUCCUUCCUGUUCAGCAUCCCCAGCACCGCCUAUGUGGUGCUCACCUCACUGAACCUCUUCAUCGGGAUCAAUGGCAGUGUGGCUACCUUCGUCCUGGAGCUCUUCACAGACAAGAAUCUGAACGACGUCAAUAACAUCCUGAAGAAAGUCUUCCUGAUCUUCCCCCACUUCUGCCUGGGCCGGGGGCUCAUCGACAUGGCCAAGAACCAGGCCAUGGCCGAUGCCUUCCAGAGAUUCGGUGCCAGUCAGACGCUGUCUCCUUUGUCGUGGGACUUCGUUGGGAAGAACCUGUUUGCCAUGGCCGUGCAAGGGCUGGUCUUCUUCCUCUUCACAAUCCUGCUGCAGUACAAGUUCUUCAUUAACUUCAGGCCCUUCUCUGUGAAGCUGCCCCCUGUUGGUCAGGAGGAUGAAGACGUGGCCCGAGAGAGAGAGAGGGUCAAGAGCGGCCGAGCGAAGGGGGAUAUCCUAGAGGUGAAGGAGUUGACCAAGGUGUAUAGGCUGCAGAGGAAGCCCGCUGUGGACAGGCUGUGUCUGGGGAUCCCACGAGGGGAGUGUUUCGGGUUGCUGGGUGUCAAUGGAGCUGGGAAGACGUCCACAUUCCGCAUGCUGACUGGAGACACCACAGUCAGCAGUGGAGAGGCCUUCCUGAACGGGUGCAGUGUCCUGACGAAUCUGCAGGCUGUGCACCAGCACAUGGGAUACUGCCCGCAGUUCGACGCCAUCAAUGACCUGCUGACCGGCCGAGAGCACCUGGAGUUCUACGCACGACUGAGAGGUGUGCAAGAGGAGGACGUGAGCAAGGUGGCGCUGUGGGGGAUCAGGAAGCUGGGUCUGGUGCAGUAUGCAGAGCGGCCUGCUGGGAAAUACAGCGGGGGAAACAAACGCAAGCUGUCCACAGCCAUCUCCCUGAUUGGAGCCCCGCCUGUUGUCUUCCUGGAUGAGCCCACGACCGGCAUGGAUCCCAAGGCCAGGAGAUUCCUGUGGACCUGCAUCCUGAAUGUCAUCAGAGAGGGCCGCUCCGUUAUCCUCACCUCCCACAGCAUGGAGGAGUGUGAGGCUCUCUGCACCCGCAUGGCUAUCAUGGUGAACGGGCGGUUCCGCUGCCUGGGCUCAGUCCAGCACCUCAAGAACAGGUUCGGAGACGGCUACACCAUCAUCCUGCGUCUCUCUGGGCUCUGUCGGGAGCCCUGCCCAGUGGAGGAGUUCAUGAGCUCAGCAUUCCCCGGGAUCGAGCUGAAAGAGCAUCACCAGAACGUGCUGCAGUACCAGCUGCCCUCCGGUGCCUGCCCCCUGGCCCGCCUCUUCAGAGUCCUGUCCGAGCAGAGAGAGAGGCUGGGCAUCGGGGACUACUCCGUCUCCCAGACCACCCUUGACCAGGUGUUUGUAAACUUUGCCAAGGAUCAAAGCGACGAGGACCAGCUGAAAGAGGUGGUUGUGAAUGGGGUGGAGAGCUCCAAGGACUCCAAACGCAUCACCUUGUUCCUGGAGGACGCUAGUGUUGAGGAGAGCCGGCUGUGAGGCAGGCAAAGAGAGGGGCAGCCGAUGGGCUCCCUCAAGCCUGAGGACCCCAGGAAGUGAUAUUGCACAGCUGGGAUUUCAAUCAGAACUGAGCACUCCAGAUUGCCAGGACUUGUGCUACUCGUGGGUGAAUCCUGGUACUGUCCAUAGGUGCUGUCGGAGCUGGCUCUUGGUUUUGGUGUCAAGGUUACCUGGUUCAAUUCCUACGACCAGCACCAAUCCACAGCAUUUGAAUUGAAGCCGUUGACGAGAUCUCAUUUAUAAAGAAACAUUGUUCUGUUUCCUUGGCAAUUAGAAAAAGUGUGCUAACCAAUGCUUUAAAACCACUAUUGUUGUCUCUCAUUAGUUUUGUGUACAUGAUCUCUGGUCCUCCUUUAUUUGUGCUUGGUUUUGUACCUUAAUUGGGUAUUUUUCAAACAUAUCAAAUGCAACGCUAUAGAGCAGCGGUUCCCAAAGUUUUGAUUAUCACGUACCCCCUUCAAGAGCUAUCAACUGUUUGCGUAUCCUUAGCAUACAGGUUUAUAGUUCAAUGCUAUUUUUAAUAUAUGCUUUCAUAAUACACAUAUAAUACACAUAAACAAUAUAAUACAUUGCUCUGGUGCAAGACUGUGAAGUAGACCCCCCCCCCCCACCAGCACAAGCUUUUGAAAAUAAAUACAUCAGCAGCACUAUCUGAAUCGGUAUAUGUUCCAACAAUACAUAUUCUGAUGUUAUUAUUUUAAGAUGAUUGAACAAGACAGUAAUCAAGUAACAGCCAAAGAUUUUAAUAAAUCAGUGAUGUAACAAGAUUAAUCAAUUUGAUUAAUAACUCGAUGUAGUUAAUAUUGAAACCUAUUAAUAGCUUCAAAUUAGUCACAGAAACGUAUUAAUCGUAGGCAUAGGCAUUCAGUACAACUCAUAAGCGAAACAACAUUCUAUGAACACACAACAAAUUAAUACCCCAAAAGCAUGACAUUUUUUUAAAUACUGAAUUUUACCAUCCGUUGAUUACAUCAGCCAGCAGAGCAAUCACAUGACCUCAGGAACACUGACCUAUUGGCAGAGUGCUCGCUCUGCGCCCCGCCUCCAGAUAGACAAUCUGUUUGUUGGCUCUGAUUUGCGGAUUUGUGUUUUCAUUGACAAAUUGACUCAAGGCUGGGGCCCCAGGGGGGUGCAGCUGCGUCCCUUGCACCCCCCUGAAGCCGGCCCUGUACAUACAAUAUAAAUAACUAUACUAAUAUAAUCAUAUAAUUCAUGCUGUACGGUGAUUGGUGGUGAGGGCUCUCUACGUCGUUGUCUCUCUCUAUCUUUGUUUUCACUGGCACCUCUUGGAGGUUUGUAAUAAACGGGCACGCCAGGGCGGUGGACCCAAGUGUCCCGCAGCUGCGUGAUUGUCUGGCACCGCACAGCCGCUCUUUUUGUUUCUAACUAACCAGCGUCACGUGCCAUUUCACACCAGAAAUUAAAAGGAAUUCCCAAUGAGUUUUAAAGCUUUGUAUGACAAGUCUUAUGAAAAUGCAAAAAAAAUAAAUAAAAUGUUCGCCAUUACACAAUUUGUCCCCCUACACACAUC